AAGGGGCGGGACUAAGAAAACCGUUAGCUGAGGGGAUGGUGUUUCUAUCUGAGAAAGAGGCGAGGCCUCUGGGGAAUCGUCGGGGAGGGGUGGAGCUAAAAUAAACCGUGGGGGCGGGAUUUGGAGGAACAGUGGCAAUCACCGCAAAAUUCAAAGGGAAGGGUGGGAUUCGAACGGAUGACAUUGAUGAAGGGGCGGGACAGGGGGGAAUUCCCCUGGGAAGAGAUUUGAGAAGGAAUCUAGAGAGGAGGUGGGGCCUAAAGGAUGUAUUUUAGAGGAAGAGGUGUGGCUGCAAGAAAAUUCCCCUGGGAUUGAGUGUUUUUUUUUAAUGAAAUGGAAUAUUAUGCGGUACUCCGCUUUUGCCUUGGUGCCUGUCUUCGUGCAGCUGAGUAACCGCCAGAGCCUCCUGCCACUUGUUGGUGCAGCCUUCUCCAUUGCCAUCCGUGCCCAACGCCCGUGCUGCAGCCAUGUCACUCCUGGCGACCCUGGGGCUGGAGCUGGACAGGACCCUGCUCCCAGCUAGCGGGCUGGGCUGGCUCGUAGACUAUGGGAAACUCCCCCUGGCCCCUGACCCCCUGGGCCCCUAUGAGGUCCUUGGGGGAGCCCUAGAGGGCAGGCUUCCAGCGGGGGGAGAGCCCCUGGCAGGCGACGGCUUCUCUGACUGGAUGACCGAGAGGGUGGACUUUACAGCCCUCCUCCCUCUGGAGCCCCCCUUGCCCUCAGGUGCCCUCCCCCCACCUUCCCCACCCCCACCUGACCUGGAAGCUAUGGCCUCCCUCCUCAAGAAGGAGCUGGAGCAGAUGGAAGACUUCCUUGAUGACCCACUCCUCCCACCAUCCUCCCCACCUCCGACACAGCCAGCACCAGCACCCCCCCUCUCCCUUCCCCUCCCCCUGCCCACCUUUGACCUCCACCCGACCCCGGCCCCGGACACCCUCGACUUGCUGGCCACCUACUGCCGCAGUGAGGCCGAGCAGGGGGACUCGGGGUUGGCGCCCCUGUGCCCCCCACAGCAACCCCCUUCUCCUCCCCCUCAACCAUCCUGCCCCACCCCCUACCCCAAUCCUGCCGCCACCCGAGGGGACCGCAAGCAAAAGAAGAGAGACCAGAACAAGUCAGCAGCUCUGAGGUACCGCCAGAGGAAGCGUGCAGAGGGCGAGGCCCUGGAGGGCGAGUGCCAGGGGCUGGAGGCCCGGAACCGGGAGCUGAGGGAGAGGGCUGAGUCGGUGGAGCGGGAGAUCCAGUACGUCAAGGAUCUGCUUAUCGAAGUGUACAAGGCUCGGAACCAGAGGACCCGGCCCAGCUAGCUGGGCCGGGUCUUCAGGCCAUAGCGGGCAUGCUGCUCUUCGGCUGUGGCUCACUUCUGUUUCUGGGGCUGAGGUGGGAGGUCCCCCAUCAUCCCCCUGCCUCUAGCUGCCGUCCAAACUUCCCCUCCCCCUCCCC
Molecule: messenger RNA, 1443 nt
Organism: Orcinus orca (killer whale)
Lineage: Eukaryota; Metazoa; Chordata; Mammalia; Artiodactyla; Delphinidae
Gene: ATF5
Product: activating transcription factor 5
Exons: 3
Coding region: 468-1307 (279 amino acids)
Biological process (GO): regulation of transcription by RNA polymerase II
Cellular component (GO): nucleus
Molecular function (GO): DNA-binding transcription activator activity, RNA polymerase II-specific; RNA polymerase II transcription regulatory region sequence-specific DNA binding
Source: RefSeq, a predicted model, not a curated record